AUGAAGUCAAACAGAAAGAUGGCUGUAGGACAUCGUACUCUUAGCUCUUUCGAAGCAAUGCUCUCAGCUCUCUUCGUUAUUCUUGUUGCCCUCUGUGCUGGGUUAAUUGCAGUGGCCUGGCUGGCCAUCAAGGAAUCAGAAACAGACGCAGACCUUGGAAAAAGUCAUGAAGUCAGAGGGACAUUUAAAAUAACAUCUGGAGUGACAUAUAAUCCUAAUUUACAAGACAGACUUUCCGUGGACUUCAAAGUUCUUGCUUUUGACCUUCAGCAAAUGAUAGAUGGGAUCUUUGAAUCAAGUAAUCUGAAGAAUGAAUAUAAGAAAUCGAGGGUCUUUCAAUUUGAAAAUGGCAGCGUUAUAGUCCUUUUCGACCUUUUUUUUGCUCAGUGGGUGUCAGAUGAAAAUGUAAAAGAAGAGCUGAUUCAAGGCAUUGAAGCAAAUAAAUCCAGCCAACUGGUCAUUCUCCAUAUUGACUUGAACAGUGUUGAAAUCACAGCAUCUUCUGAUAACUUCUCAACAGCAUUCCCUGUAACAACUUCAGAUAAGCUGACCACCAGCAGUUCUAUGACAACUUCAGCGUCUUUGGGUAACUUCUCAACAGUAAUUGCUGUAACGACUUCAGCCACAGCCUGUGAUGGAAGAUUUUUGUUAACGGGAAAUUCUGGGUCUUUCCAAGCUGACCGUUACCCAAGGCCGGGCGGGUCAGGUGUUGCUUGCCGCUGGAUCAUCAGUGUAAACCAAGGACUGUCCAUUAGAAUCAGCUUUGGAUCUUUUGUUUCACAUUAUACAGAUGUGUUAGAUAUUUAUGAAGGUAUAGGACCCAGCAAAAUUUUAAGAGCCUCUUUUGUGGAAACUGACCCUGGAACAAUUCGAAUUUUCUCCAACCUCGUGACAGUCACCUUUCUAAUAGAAUCUGAUGAAAGUGACUACAUUGGCUUCAGUGCCACCUACGGCACCUUUAACAGCAGCACCCUUCGCAAUUAUGAGAAAAUCGACUGUACUUUUGAAGACGGCUUUUGCUUCUGGACCCAGGACCUCGAUGAUGACAAUGAGUGGGAAAGGAUCCAGGGGCCACAGUUUCCUCUCUUCCCUGGACCACGUUUUGAUCACACAUUUGGAAAUGACUCAGGAUUUUACAUUUCCACACCAGUUGAUCAAGCAUGGAGAGGAGAAAGGAUGGGGCUUUCAAGCCUCUACUUAGAGCUCACUUCAGAGCCUGUCUGCCUUCAUUUCUGGUAUUACAUGUGCUGUGAAAAUGUAUACAACUUGAGCAUUGUUAUCAGCAGUGACGAAACCACACACAAGACAGUUUUUCAGAGGACAGGAAAUUAUGGGAUGAAUUGGAACUACGGUCAAGUCACAAUAAAUGAAACAAUGGAAUUUAAGGUUGUGUUCAAUGCUUUUAGAUUCCCAGGUUGGAGUACAAUAGCCCUGGAUGACAUAAGCCUAACAAAUGGAAUUUGUAGUGAGAGUCUUUAUCCAGAACCAACUUUGGUUCCCACCCCUCCACCAGAGCUUCCUACUGACUGCGGUGGACCUUUUGAAUUAUGGGAACCAAAUACAACAUUCAGUUCUCCAAACUUUCCAGAGGCCUACCCAAAUCAAGCUUUCUGUGUAUGGAAUUUAAAUGCACAAAAGGGAAAAAAUAUUCAACUUCACUUUCAAGAUUUCAAUUUAGAAAGCAUCAAUGAUGUGGUUGAGGUGAGAGACGAGGGAGACGCUGACUCCUUGCUCUUAGCUGUGUACACAGGACCUGGCCCUGUCAAGGACGUGUUCUCUACCACCAACAGAAUGACUGUGCUUUUCAUCACAAACACUAUGAGGGCAAGCACUGGCUUCAAAGCAAAUUUCACUACUGGAUAUUACUUGGGGAUUCCAGAGCCAUGCCAGGACGGUGAAUUUCAGUGUAAAGAUGGAAAGUGCAUUCCGAUGGGGAAUCUCUGUGAUGGACACACACACUGCACUGAUGGCUCUGAUGAAGAACAUUGUGUGCGUUUUCUCAAUGGCACAAUGAACAACAAUGGUUUGGUACAGUUAAAAAUAAACAAUGUCUGGCAUGUAGCUUGUGCUGAGAACUGGACCACACAAAUUUCAAAUGAAGUUUGUCAUCUCCUGGGACUGGGGAGUGCAAACUCAUCAAUGUCAACAUUCUCUACUGGAGAAGGACCAUUUGUGACUUUAAACAGAGCUCCUAAUGGUACCUUGACACUAACCCCCAGUCUACAGUGUUCACAAGAUUUAUUGACUAUGCUACAUUGUAACCAUAAAUCUUGUGGAGAAAAAAUGGUGACCCAGAAAGUCAACCCGAAGAUCGUUGGUGGAAGUGAUGCCCAACCAGGGUCGUGGCCCUGGGUUGUGGCUCUGUAUUACAGAGACAGCUACAGGGACCGGCUUCUCUGUGGUGCGUCUCUGGUCAGCAGUGAAUGGCUGGUGUCUGCUGCACACUGUGUAUAUGGAAGAAAUGUAGAUCCAACCAGAUGGACGGCAUUCCUAGGCCUGAAUAUGCAAUCAAAUCUGACUUCUCCUCAAGUAGAAAGACGGGUGAUUGAUCAAAUUGUCAUAAACCCUCAUUAUGAUAAGCGAAGAAAGUUCAAUGAUAUUGCUAUGAUGCACCUUGAAUUUAAAGUGAAUUACACAGAUUAUAUACAGCCUAUUUGUUUACCAGAAGAAAAUCAAAUAUUCGUUCCAGGGAGAAUUUGUUCAAUUGCUGGCUGGGGAUACACUGAAAUUCAAGCAGGUUCGACUGCUGAUGUACUGAAAGAAGCUGAUGUUCCUCUUGUAUCCAAUGAGAAGUGCCAGCAACAGCUGCCAGAAUACAACAUCACUGAAAAUAUGAUAUGUGCAGGAUAUGAAGAAGGAGGUAUAGACUCUUGUCAGGGUGAUUCGGGAGGGCCGUUAAUGUGCCAAGAAAACAACAGGUGGUUUCUUGUUGGUGUGACAUCAUUUGGAGUCCAAUGUGCACUGCCUAAUCGCCCUGGGGUGUAUGCCCGGGUCUCAGGGUUCACAGAGUGGAUACAAAGUUUUCUACAUUAGACAUUUUCCCGACCCAAACAUGAAAGUUGGACAGUGUUUGUUUGAUUGUUUUUCCUUUUUACUCAAAGUAGCAUGGCAACUGAGAGUUUCAUGAAAAGGAAAGAAAAGCUUUUCUUCUAAACUGAAUCAUUUAAAUAUUGGAAUAAGGAAGAAAGACAAAACAAAUUCAAAUCAAUCUUUGCAACAUAAAGUAACUCUAAA
Molecule: messenger RNA, 3234 nt
Organism: Cricetulus griseus (Chinese hamster)
Lineage: Eukaryota; Metazoa; Chordata; Mammalia; Rodentia; Cricetidae
Source: RefSeq, a predicted model, not a curated record